Messenger RNA from Vombatus ursinus (common wombat), 2781 nucleotides. It is a transcript of the gene WDR36, whose product is annotated as WD repeat domain 36. Gene Ontology annotation, cellular component: small-subunit processome; Pwp2p-containing subcomplex of 90S preribosome. The transcript is spliced from 23 exons. The coding region runs from base 1 to 2697 and encodes 898 amino acids. The record is from RefSeq and is a predicted model, not a curated record. Gene Ontology annotation, molecular function: protein binding. Gene Ontology annotation, biological process: rRNA processing. Lineage: Eukaryota; Metazoa; Chordata; Mammalia; Diprotodontia; Vombatidae.
AUGGAGGGCGGCGGCGGGCGCGGCUCGAGCAGCGCGCUCUUCUCCGGCUUCCGCGCCCUCGGGCUCUUCAGCUCCCACAUCCCACACGUGGUUCGCUACCACGGCCGGCACCGCAGGUUCUACGUGACAACCUGCGUGGGGAAGAGUUUCCACACCUACAAUGUCCAGAAGCUUAGUCUGGUGGCAGUAAGCAAUUCUGUACCUCAGGAUAUCACUUGCUUGGCAGCUGAUGGGAGGCUGGUCUUUGCUGCAUAUGGGAAUGUUUUCUCUGCAUUUUCCCGAAACAAAGAGGUAGCACAUACCUUCAGGGGUCACAAUGCAGAAAUUCACCUCUUACAGCACUUUGGGGAUCAUGUCAUCUCUAUUGAUACAGACAGUAUUCUCAUUAUUUGGCAUGUAUAUUCAGAAGAGAAGUACCUGCAGUUGACCUUUGAUAAGGCUGUUUUUAAGAUUUCUGCCAUUUUGCAUCCAAGUACCUACUUGAACAAAAUUCUCCUUGGGAGUGAGCAAGGAAGCCUGCAGUUGUGGAAUAUUAAAUCCAACAAACUUCUGUAUACAUUUCCAGGAUGGAAUCUUGCAGUGACAGCUCUCCAACAGGCACCUGCAGUGGAUGUCAUUGCAGUUGGACUUGUAUCUGGUCAGAUUAUUAUCCACAACAUUAAAUUUGAUGAAACACUGAUGAAGUUUCGCCAAGAUUGGGGUCCCGUCACUUCAAUUUCUUUCCGCACAGAUGGACAUCCAGUAAUGGCAUCUGGUAGCCCACUUGGUCAUAUCAGUCUCUGGGACCUGGAAGAGAGAAAACUAAUCAAUCAAAUGAGAAAUGCUCAUUCCACAGCAAUUGCUGGUCUGACAUUUCUCCAUGGAGAGCCACUUCUCCUUACUAAUGGUGCUGAUAAUGCCCUGAGGAUUUGGAUAUUUGACAGUACUGCAGGUGAAGGUCGGCUUUUGAAAUUCAGAAUGGGUCAUAGUGCUCCUAUAACUAAAAUUAGAUACUAUGGACAAAAUGGACAGCAAAUUCUUAGUGCAAGUCAUGAUGGUACUUUGCAGUCAUUUUCCACAAUUCAUGAAAAAUACAACAAGAAUUUGGGACAGGGAAUGAUAAAUAAAAAGCAAGCCAAACGUAAAGGCCUUAAGAAUUGUGAGUCCAUGAGACUUCCACCUAUAACAGUAUUCGUAGCAGAGAAUGCUCGUGAGAGUGACUGGGAUGGAAUCAUUGCUUGCCAUCAAGGAAGAUUUUCUUGUUCAACUUGGAAUUACCAAAAAUGUACCAUGGGAUCUUAUUUUCUGAAACCAGAAAAUUGGAAGAAAGAUAAACAACAUAACACAACUGCAUCAGCUAUAGAUAUAACUUCCUGUGGAAAUUUUGCUAUAAUUGGUCUUACAUCAGGAAAGGUUGAUGUCUAUAAUAUGCAAUCUGGUAUGCAUCGAGGUUCAUUUGGAAUGGAAAAAGCCCAUGAAGGUGCUGUUAGAGGAGUGGCAGUAGAUGGAUUAAACCAGUUAACAGUUACAGCUGGUAGUGAAGGAUUACUCAAAUUUUGGAACUUUAAGAGUAAGAUGUUAAUUCACACUACAAACCUAAGUUCAUCUCCAAGUAUCAUACUGCUGCAUAGAGACAGUGGCAUCCUGGGAAUUGCCUCAGAUGACUUCAGUCUAAACGUUGUAGAUAUAGAAACCAGAAGGACGGUCAGAGAAUUUUUGGGACAUGAAGGCCAGAUAAAUGACAUGGCUUUCAGUCCUGAUGGUCGUUGGUUAAUAAGCGGUUCAAUGGAUUGCUCAAUUAGGAUUUGGGAUCUUCCAUCUGGGUGCCUUAUAGACUGUUUCUUGGUGGAUUCAGCACCUCUCAGUCUUACUAUGUCUCCCACUGGAGAUUUUCUGGCCACUUCCCAUGUGGAUAAUCUUGGAAUUUAUCUGUGGUCUAACAUUUCCCUGUAUUCACUUGUUUCAUUACGGCCACUUCCAGCAGAUUAUGUUCCUUCUGUUGUAAUGCUUCCUGGUACCUGCCACAGCCAAGAAGUAGAACUCUUAGAAGAAAUUGAAGGACCAAAUGAUGAAAUGAUAGAUUAUGACUCACCCGAACAGCUCAAUGAGCAGCUGUUAACUCUGUCACUACUACCUGAAUCAAGGUGGAAAAAUCUUCUCAAUCUUGCAGUUAUUAAGAAAAAGAAUAAACCAAAGGAACCUCCCAAAGUGCCCAAGUCAGCACCAUUUUUUAUACCUACAGUUCCUGGCCUUGUACCAAAAUACCUUUCCUCUGAACAAGAUACAGAUGCCCAACAGUCUAAAGUGAUAAAUCUUGGAAUUUUGGCUCAAAAAUCUGACUUCUGUCUGAAACUUGAAGAAGGACUGAACCAUAAUAAAUAUGAAUCUCCACUUAAUGUUCUUAAGGAAUUGGGUCCUUCAGCAAUUGAAAUAGAGCUACGCAGCUUAUCUCCAGAAUGUGGUGGCUCUGUAAAACUCAUGCAGAGUUUCUUGAAAAUGAUUGAGGCAAUGUUAACCACAAAGCGUGAUUUUGAACUGGCCCAGGCAUAUCUAGCUUUAUUUUUAAAGUUGCAUCUUAAAAUUCUUCCUUCAGAGCCAGUACUACUAGAAGAAAUGACCACGUUGUCUUCACAGUUGGAGGAGACCUGGAUCCAUCUGCAGUCCCUCUUCAAUCAAAGCCUAUGUGUUUUAAAUUUUAUAAAAAGUGCUUUGUUAUGAAGCACAUAUUUCUUAUUCCUGCUAAAUCUAAAAAGUCAGAAACCUGCAAUUUUUGAAGGGAGGCACGGCACAAGAAGAUUGGUA